AUGAUAUGGACGAUUCUGCCAGGUACACAAGCAAUAAUUGGUGGCGAAGAUAAAGAAUGGAAUCGAUUUGGUUUCCUCGUUAAAAUAUUUUCACGGGAAAAAUUGUCAAAUAUAGUAACGAGUUGCACUGGAACUAUCAUAUCCCCUCGAUUAGUGCUCACUUCAUCACAGUGCAUAUUGAACACAACAACCGGAAAACGUCUAUCUGAAUUUGUUAUCAAUGCUCCAUUCAUGAAGGGUUCAAGAAUACUAGGAGCAGAAGUGGUGAAAAUUGGUGAGACAUGGGCUAUUAUGGAAAUUCCUGAAUUAAAAUUAUCAAUGUUAUGUCCACCAGCACCAGCACCGAGAGGAGUAGCUCAACUCAAUGUUCGACCAACACUUUUGCAGUCAUCAAUUGUCAGCAUCGAUCCCCUCAAACUGAAGAGGAAAAAGUGCUGGGUUGUAGGUUUUGCCACUACGGACAAUGCAACAGAAUUUGUCGAUCAAAACAAUAUACGUCUGAUUGCGCUAAAAUCAUUAGAUGCUGUCAAGAAUAAGCCCAAUUUUCUUUGGUCUCCGAUAGUUGCUAAUGACACGGCUUGUUGGGAUGAUGUUGGUGCUGCAUUGUUCUGUUCAACUCGAGCUUGGGGUCAUAUGUUGGUAGGAAUAUUUCAGCACCUUAUAGCACCAAGUCAGUUGCAAAAAACAACAAAUGGUGGGGAAGAAAUCAAUAUCACAAGUAGUUGCAAUGGUGCUGUGGAAAUGCGAUUCUCAAAAAUUGCAGACCAAUUCAAACUUUUUGAAGCUAUUCAAAACUUUGAUAUUACUUCAUUUGUAAGCGUAUAUCAGCACUGCUUUCGAGAUGUGCCUUACAGUUUGACCCCUGGAAUGUAG
This is a messenger RNA of Thelazia callipaeda (thelaziosis nematode), 873 nucleotides long. NCBI's taxonomy places the organism in Eukaryota, Metazoa, Nematoda, Chromadorea, Rhabditida, Thelaziidae. The record is from the annotation of a GenBank genome assembly.